Messenger RNA from Dermatophagoides pteronyssinus (European house dust mite), 3608 nucleotides. RefSeq names its product Cadherin 86C (gene Cad86C). Gene Ontology annotation, cellular component: plasma membrane; catenin complex. Gene Ontology annotation, molecular function: calcium ion binding; beta-catenin binding; cadherin binding. Gene Ontology annotation, biological process: homophilic cell-cell adhesion; cell migration; multicellular organism development. Lineage: Eukaryota; Metazoa; Arthropoda; Arachnida; Sarcoptiformes; Pyroglyphidae. The record is from RefSeq and is a predicted model, not a curated record.
AAGAUGAAUAAAAUAUCCAUCCGGCUAUUUUUCAACAAUUUCGAACAAUUAUGGAUUCACAUUAUUCAUCAACUAUUUUGAUCUAUUUGGCCAUAUUAUUUAUUAUGAUGAUUUUAAUCAUACCAUCAAUCAUUUCAUAUCCACCUAUUAUACAUUAUUCGCAUAUAAUGCGUAUAUUAAAAAUUCCAUAUACAACCGAACCGGGUACAAUUGUUUACAGAAUCAAAGCUAGCGAUGCUGAUAAUGAUGAUAUUAUUUUCGACGUACUUGAAGAUUAUGGAAAAACUCUUAUACGUUUCGAUAAAAUCAAUCAAAAUGAAGCAAAUGUAAUUCUUUUGUGUCCAUUAAAUAAAGAUUCUGAAUAUAAUCUAACAAUCUAUGCGAAUGGUGGUGAUGAAACAACAUAUAUUGAAUCACGUAUAAUUGUAACUGAUAUUGAUGGAAUCAGUACAAAAGAAUAUUUUCCAUUUGUCAUCGAUAAUGAUCCAGUCUAUGUGUUUGAGAAUGUAUCAUUAAACAAUUCGAUUGCCAUAAUUAAAGCCUAUGAACAAGAAUCAAGUGAACUUCCUGUAUCAUUUGAAUUAUUAGAGGAUGGUAAUAUUUUUCAUUUUCGUUAUAUAUUUGGUCCUCGUGGUAUAACAAUAGCUGAAAUUAUUCUAUUAAAAUCAUUGGAUUAUGAACAACAAAAUCUUUAUAUUUUAACCAUAUUGGCUAUAAAUGGUAAAACCCGCCAAGAUAUUGACACUCGAAAUGUACAUCAAACAUAUCUAACUAUUGUGGUUAAAGAUGUACAGGAUACGCCACCAAAAUUUGAAAAUUUGCCACAAACAACACAUAUUAAUGUUUCAUAUCGUCCGAAUCAAACUUUAUACACUGUUCAAGCACAAGAUGGUGAUAUCACCAAUAAAAGAGAUUUAAUCUAUCAGAUUAAAAAGCCAAAUGACCGAUUUUUUCGAAUCAAUUCCAAUGGAUCUAUAUCGACGCCAUUUUCUUUUGAUGAAUUAAAUGAAUUAUACGAUGUUCGAACACCGAUAACGUUAAGGAUUGAAGCGCAUGAAAUUGUAAAACGAGAUUUAUUGCCAAAAAAUUUAGCUGACAAUAACAAUAAUUCAUCAUCCACCACAACUCAAUCACAUUUGAUAAUCAUAUUCAAUCUGAAUAAUCGAAAACCAUACUUUUCACAGCCAGAAUUUACAGCCAACAUUGAUGAACAUAGCCCUUAUUUAACUUCGGUUCGAUGGUCGAAUGGCCAGAAUCCAAGGGUAUCGGAUCCAGAUUAUGGUUUAAAUGGAACAUUUAAGCUAAAAGCAUAUGAUCCAACCAAUACAUUUAUCAUAUCGCCAAUGAUUGGUUAUAGAAAUCUUACGUUUACAUUGUUGGUUAAUGAUUCAAAUUCAUUGGAUUAUGAAAAAUAUCAUAAUCUAAGUAUUCAUCUUAGCGUACAAGAUACAUCCGAAGAACAGCCACUUUCAUCGAAUGUAACAUGCACAAUUUUUAUACACGAUAUUAAUGAUAAUUAUCCUGAAUUCACUCAAAGUCGAUAUUAUAGUUCAAUGUUAGAAAAUGCUGCCAAAGGAACCACUGUUACUACUUUAUCGGCCACUGAUAAAGAUACUGGUGAUUUUGGUCGCAUUCGUUUUACCGAAAUACGUGGUCCUUUCGCUCAAAAUUUUAACAUUGACCCAGUGAUUGGAACAAUCAUCUUGAUUGACAACAAUAAUAUUGAUCGUGAAAGUAUGGAAGAAAUUUUUCUAACAAUUGAAGCACGUGAUAAUAAUGGCCAAGGAAAUCGUAAUAUGACCGAAUUAUAUAUACAAAUAUUAGAUGUCAAUGAUAAUCCACCAUUAUUUUUACAACCAUAUUAUUUGGGUAUUAUCAAGAAUGACCUAAAUGAAUUUAUUCAUCCAUUAAAAUUAGAUGCAAUCGACAUUGAUCAAAUCAAUACGACCAACAGUAUGGUUAACUAUGAAAUUUUACAAGGAAAUUUUGAAAAUAUGUUCGAAAUUGAUCGACAAAAUGGCCGUAUAAAACUUACCAGAUCGGAUAUUAAUCAACGAUCAUCAUCCACAUUGAAUGCCAUUCCAAACUUGAUAAAUUUGACUGUUCGUGCAUAUGAUCUGGGCAUUCCACAAUUGUCAUCAUUAGUCAAAGUUUUCAUUUAUGUUCUAAAUACGCCAACAUAUCUUUCGACAUUGUUUUCAACGAAUAAAAUACUUGAUAUUCGUAAUGGAAACAGUUCGUUAGAAAAAUCUUUGAGCUUAAUAACAGGUGGAAACGUAACCGUUAAAGAAUUACGUUCACCUGAAACACCGAAUGAACCAAUAAAAAUUGUAACAAUGGUCCGUUAUCAAAAUGAAAAUAUUAUUGAUCUUGAUAAUCUAGCCGCAGCGUAUCAAAACUUAUUCUACAUUCCACCUCAAACACAGCCUUCGACAAUUUCACGAUCAACAUUACCAUCAACUAUUCAUGCCACAAAUAUUCCAGAUACUGUUCCAGUAGUGACAAGUAAAAACAUUAAUCAACAGCAAACAUUUAUCGGUAGAUCUCAUCAUCAUCAUCAAGAAGUGGAUGUUUCUUCUUCAUCAGCAUCGAAAAUUUCAAGAAAUCAAAAUAUCCAUCAAGAUGUGAAUGAUUACAACGAUGGAAUCAAUGAACAAGAACAUGAAAACGAUCCAUUAGUUGUACGAACUUCAUCCACUGCAGGAUUUUUCAACUUCCUAAUGUAUUUUCUAUUGGUCUUGAUCAUUUUGUUUCUCAUUUUUCUUUGUAUCCUUUGUUGUUGUUGUUGUUGGAAAAGAAGGGAUUCUCAAACAUUAUUCGGUUGGAAAAAUGUCUGGUUUCUACAAGAUCAUAAGAGUAGCGAUAAAUUUCAUAAACGAAAACGACGAUCGACUGAAAGCCAUCCAAGUCAACGUCAUUAUAUUAGUCAGCAUCGAAAACAACAUAGCGAAAGUAAAGCGAUGACCAUUUCUAAUCAUGAACAACAACAAUCAAAACAAAUGGCAAAACAAGAAUCAAUUGUCAGUUAUGGACAUCAUGAUAAUGAUUGGUUUCGAGCAUUGGAACGAAAACUUGAAAACGAAGAUGGUGAUGUUGAAUAUGAGAUUAAAGAGGAGAAAAAAUAUUCCAGUACACCACGUACAAUGUCAUAUUGUAUCAGUAAGAAAAUCAUAAGACCUAAACAUAAUCAACAGCAACAGCCACAACAAGAACAUUCACGACAAGUGGACAUUUUAAAUCUGGAAAAUGGUACAACUCAAGUCGAACAUCAUCGUAUAUUUCCAAGGAAAAAAAAUUCCAUUAUGCCAUUGGGAAUGAUUAAAGAACAGCAACAAAAAAAUGAUAAAAAUCAAACAAAAAUCAAUUUUGCUAUCAAUCAAAACGAAGCAGCAAAUUCAAAAUUCAAGCAAUUCAAUCAACAAACAUCUAAUCAAGCGAUUGGCACAGAUAUAUUACCGAUUUGUCCACAAACAAUGCAGCGACGUAGUAUUUUUUCCAUUGCCUAUGAUGGUAUUGAACAUCGAGAAAAUAUUUCCUCAUCCGAAUCAAAUCAAACAAUUACACAUAUUUAAAUUUAAAAAAAUAUAUUUAAUCAUCAUAUGAAAAUA